Molecule: messenger RNA, 1981 nt
Organism: Mya arenaria
Lineage: Eukaryota; Metazoa; Mollusca; Bivalvia; Myida; Myidae
Product: BTB/POZ domain-containing protein 6-B-like
Exons: 4
Coding region: 372-1697 (441 amino acids)
Molecular function (GO): protein binding
Source: RefSeq, a predicted model, not a curated record
UUCAAUCGGAAUGUAAUAAUUAUUAUGGUAGGAUCUUUUGAUUUCGGAGUCUGCGAUGGAAAAUAAUUGAAGAUAUGGAGUUACAUUUAAAUUGAUUUAUAUCUGAAUUGCAUACAAAUGUGUUGCUAAUUACAUGAUAGUGUUGGCUGUCGUUUAAUCAUGUUUGCCAAAAGCAGAAAAUAAAUACAUUAUAGUAAGUAAACAAAAUUAAUGCAUGCUGUACCAGUAGAUGCUGUGCAAUUUGUGGUAUAUACAUUUGUGAUAAUAAAGAUUAAUUAUUAGGUUUUAAAAUUUAGUCUUUUAAAGUAUGAACUCUAUGAUUUCCAAACGGUCGUGAACAAUCUUCAUUGGGGCAAGGCAAGCUGUGAUAAAUGGAUACACUGUCCGGCACAUUGGACCGACCUGUCGGGGCGAAACCGGACCAUUCGUUGACAGACUGGCGAGCGGCAUCCACCUCAGCGGGACUCUUGGAACAGUUAUGUAUGAGUGGAACCCUGGCGGACGUUUACUUCGUUUUCCCGAGCCGCGGGGAGCAGCAGGACUCACUUCCAGCGCACAAGUUCGUACUGAGCAUGCGCAGUGCUGUAUUCGAGGAGAUGUUUUACGGGCUGGAAGCGGGGAAGCAGGAGUCUGAGGUUAUCGUGCGUGACAUCCGGGCAACCACCUUCCGGACCAUCCUUAGAUACAUAUACACCGACAAUGUGGAGUUUGACGGGAAUACUGUGAUGCACGUGCUGUACGCGGCCCGGAAGUACGCACUUGAGCCUCUCGUGGCGGAGUGCGAGCACUUCCUACAGACGGCCAUCGACGUGAACAACGUCUGUUCCUUGUUCAAUCAGGCCAGCUUCUAUCAGAUGGACUUACUACAGUGCAAGUGUCUCGAUUUCAUCUGCAUGAACGCGAACGACGUCUUCCUGACGGACGAUUUCCUGCAGCUAACGCCCCUGUCGCUCAACGAGAUUCUCAAGGCGGGUGCGCUCGGGGUCGAAGAGGAGCUUGACGUCUUUAAAGCGGCCGUCCGAUGGGCGAAACACCACUGUGAGAAGAAAGGUUUCGAACCCACCCCGACCAAUCAGCGCGCUUGGCUCGCGGAGGCGCUUUAUAGAAUCCGACUGCCGAUAAUUCCGGUGGCAGAAUUUACGUCAUUUGUGGUUGAGAGUGAGUUGUUGACGUCAGAGGAACAAGUGCAAUUGUACAAACACAUGACUUCACAUAGGAAUCCCGAUACUGACGAAGAAAUGGCGGAGAAGAUUGGAAAGUUUGACGCAAAGCAUCGACCCGGUAGUGUAUUUGAAUUAAAACUGCCAUUGUCUUCCACAGACAAUAUCAAGAAAUGUUUAACCGCCGCUUGUCAGAUCUUAAUCGUAGCAGACAAACCCCUACGUCUCCGAAAAGUCAGUCUCUUCUAUAGUCCCACACAAUACGAACAGAAUAUAUCAGUGGCUGUGACAAACAUGAAGGACCGAUCACUCCAGCGGCCCCGCCUGGAGCCAGUUCCGGAACGCGGCCCAAUCACUCUGGCAGAGAGUGUCUACCUGGAGCCGAACACGCAGUACAACGUCGCCGUGACGUGCAUGGUGUACCGCGGUGACGUCAAGGCGCUAGAAUACACGGACACGCUGCGGGGAGUCCUAGUUAACAUCAGUAGCGUGUUCAACUCCAUAUCGUCACUGCAUCUAUCCAGGGUCCAUUCCUAGCAAAUAUGUGUGUAGCGAGUACUCGAAGGAUACUUUUAUUGUGUUAAAAUUUUGUAAUAUUCGUUUGUUAUACAUGUAGUACAUGCAAUCAAAUAGUUGCAUGAAUACCCUUCUCGACACAUUAUUAUGGAUGAAUCUCUUUAUUAAUAACAUAGCAUAUACAAUAACGGUAAAACGUUUUGAUUCGAAUAUUUCGACGUCAAAUAUCCUUUGCCCCAGGUAACAUUAUGAAAUUGCGAAAAGAUGAAUGCACUUAUAGAAGUUAGAAUAUAAGUUAUGUAACG